Silurus meridionalis is the source of this 2305-nucleotide messenger RNA. RefSeq names its product cholinergic receptor, nicotinic, beta 4 (neuronal) (gene chrnb4). Gene Ontology annotation, molecular function: transmembrane signaling receptor activity; acetylcholine-gated monoatomic cation-selective channel activity. Gene Ontology annotation, cellular component: neuron projection; synapse; postsynaptic membrane. Bases 172 to 1749 code for a protein of 525 amino acids. The transcript is spliced from 6 exons. Lineage: Eukaryota; Metazoa; Chordata; Actinopteri; Siluriformes; Siluridae. Gene Ontology annotation, biological process: monoatomic ion transmembrane transport; signal transduction; chemical synaptic transmission. The record is from RefSeq and is a predicted model, not a curated record.
AACAGCUGGACGCUCUGCUGCCGACCCAGUGUGAGUGUGUGUGUGUGUGUAAGCGUGUGUAUGCGGGGGAGGCAGUGUGUGUGUUCAGCUCCGUCCGGUGAAGAUUAGGCGCGUCCCCGCUGCGUAUGAGCGCGUGAUGGGAGUGAAUGAAAGGACAACGCGGCGUCGACCAUGACACGGACCCUCAGCACCCUCCUGUACGCGUUCACCUUCAUCCAGAGUGCUGUCUGUGCAGAAGCUGAAGAGCGGCUCAUGAACUGGCUCCUGUCUAAGGAUCGUUAUAACAAUCUCAUCCGUCCUGCGCUGAACAGAACCGAAAGAGUGACCGUAAGGCUGCAGGUCUCUCUGGCGCAGCUCAUCAGUGUGAAUGAGAGGGAGCAAAUCAUGACAACAAACGUGUGGCUCACACAGAACUGGAAUGAUUACAGACUGUCUUGGGAUCCAUCCCAAUACGAUGGAAUCGACAAACUCCGAAUACCCUCCAGACACAUCUGGCUUCCUGACAUUGUGUUAUACAAUAAUGCUGAUGGCACCUAUGAGGUCACAGUCUUCACCAAUGCUAUUGUACUGUUUAACGGCAGCAUUGCCUGGCUUCCUCCUGCCAUCUACAAGAGCGCCUGCAAGAUUGAGGUCAAACACUUUCCCUUUGACCUGCAAAACUGCACACUAAAAUUCCGGUCAUGGACGUACGAUCACACGGAAAUUGAUCUUGUCCUCAAGUCCGAAGUAGCCAGUAUGGAUGACUUCACUCCUAGUGGAGAGUGGGACAUUUUAGCUCUGCCAGGAAGGAGGACGGUCAACCCUCAAGACCCGACUUACGUUGACCUGACGUAUGAUUUUAUAAUCAAGAGAAAACCUCUUUUCUACACCAUCAACCUCAUCAUCCCAUGCGUGCUGAUUACCUCUCUGGCCAUCCUGGUUUUCUACUUGCCAUCUGAUUGUGGUGAGAAGAUGACCCUAUGUAUCUCUGUUCUCCUGGCUCUAACUGUCUUCCUCUUACUCAUCUCCAAAAUUGUUCCUCCUACAUCCCUGGAUGUCCCUCUAAUUGGCAAGUACCUGAUGUUCACCAUGGUUCUGGUCACGUUCUCCAUCAUCACAAGUGUAUGCGUGCUCAACGUGCAUCAUCGAUCCCCGAGUACUCAUACCAUGCCCAAAUGGGUGAAGCUGGUCUUCCUAGACAAACUUCCCAUGCUGCUUUUUAUGCGAAGACCUGAAGGGAACUCAUCCCGACAGAGGCUACACCAGCGGAGGCAUCUUAAAGGUAACACAGCUCUGCCUGGGCUGAGAUGUGAAGCUCCCUGCAAGUCAGCAAUGUCCUCUUCAGCCUCAGUUUUGCUUCCUGCAUCUUCAGCAUCUGCAUUGUCUUCACCAGAAGACUUUUACAACAACAGGACCAGCUUUCACAGGAAAUGUGAUCGGCGACCUACAGAUUUCCUGCCCAAUGGCAAUACCUUUAACCGGGGAGACACAAGGGGAAGUGGAGACCAAUCAGACUUAGGGGUUGAUGUUCAAGAAGCAGUGGAUGGAGUUCGUUAUGUAGCUGAUCACAUGAUGGGAAAUGAUGACGAUCAGAGUGUUAUUGAAGAUUGGAAGUAUGUGGCCAUGGUGGUGGAUCGGAUGUUCCUAUGGAUCUUUGUAAUUGUGUGUGUGGUUGGAACGUUGGGACUUUUUCUUCAGCCGGUCUUCCAGAACCAGACAGUUCCUGUAUAUCAGACAAAUGCUGAAACCUCAAGAAGGGAUGGGAUGUAAAUGAAAAAAAUUGUGAAAGAUACCAGGUCUAAAAAGAACAACCAACAAUUGUGAUAGUAGUAAGGCAUUGAGAAUAGACUUGUGAUAUAAACUUGAAGAAAGCUUUCUUUUGAUCCAAAGAAGAAAUCAGUCUUGAAUGAUGGACAGAAAUAAUAAAGAAAUUAUGGAGGGUAAAUGUCUUCAGGAUUACAGCACAUGUCAAAGUCACAUUGGCUAUCUUCUUUAUUUACCUGUGGAUGCCUGAAAGAUUUGUACAGACAUCCAACUAGGACUUACAAUUUCACUGUUUUGAUUAGACAACAUCAAUGUCACUGAUUAGCCAACAUCACUUGCCUUUAUGAUGCCAUUUUGCUGAUAUGGUCAGCCACUGGUGCUUCAAAGUUAUAAGAUAUGUUAGAUCACUGUUUGUAUAAAAAAUAUUCAAUACCAAUAAACCAGUGAAAUUAGUGUUUCUGAUUUAGUGUUUAUUAGUUAUUUUCUUUCUUUCGCUGUAGAAGGACAAGACAGGAUUUUUACCCCAAUUUUUCGAAUACCAUGUGAAAGAAUAUGAAUCUAA